AUGCAUAAAAUGACUAUAGCUAAUAAUUAUCACGAUCAUAGUUUUUUUUACAUAAAUAAUAGAACGAUGCUUGAAGAAGAGCUAACUUACUUUCAAAGAAAUGAUCUGAGUUCUGAGCCUACAGAAACUAUAGACAAUAAAAAUAUAGGAGAUUACAAAACGAACGCUGAAACAUUUAGUUCUAACGAGAAUAAGAAAAAUGAUGCAUUGAUGAAUGGCACAUUAAAUGGGAUAAAGAUAAACAAAAUUUCUACUUCUUCUACCGUGGUUAAUAAUAAUAGCAUAGAUAGCUCAGAUGGGCAAAAUGAUACCAAUAUUAUUGAUAAGAAAGCAAAUAAGCGAAAUAGUGAGUUAGGAAAAAAUGGUAAAGUUUCUAUCAAUAGCAAUAAUACCAAAGAUAACAUAAACAGCUCAAACAAGAUAAAGAAAAAUAAAAUAAAUAAUACAAAUAAUAAUAACUUGUCUAAUAAUAAAAAUGGUAUAAACAUAAACUCAAAAUUUUCCAGCAAAAAUAUGAAUUUAUUAAAUAAUUCAAAUACUGAAAGCUCAAGUUGCAAUAUGUAUGACGAAGCCGAUUUCAAAAGCUUUGACUCAUCUAUAAAUAGUUUUAAUUAUGCAGAUAGUAUAAAUAAUAAAUUAGAUUUAAAAGGCUUGAAUAAUAUUAUGAAAUACUCAAAUAACUUAGAUAAAAAUAAGCAGAUAUAUACAUAUAAUGAUAAUAACAAAACUUGUUGUACAAACGGAAAUGGUAAUGAAAGCAUAAAACUGUCGGAAAAUAAUUUAAUGCACAAUUAUAGUUAUACAGAUUGCUACAAAAAUGAAACCAAUAAUGCCAAUGUUAGCACUUGCUCAAAUGGAAAUAAUACUUAUAAAAAUAUCGAAAAGAGUAAUCAUAAUAAUUCGAGUGGUUUCAACCAUAAUAGUCAGAAUAGUCCAGAUGAUAACAUAUGCAAGAAUAAAAAUUGUGAAAAAAAUUCUGACAACAAUAUGAAUGAAAAUAAUAGUACUAAUAAUGAUGGUAUUGGCGAUUGUGAUAGAAGAAAAAGCAUGGAAGAAAAUAGUAAAAAUGAUCACGAAUCUGAGGGGAAUGAUGAUAAAGGGGAUAAUAAAAAUAAAAACAAGAAUACCAAUAAUUCCAAAAGCAAAGGAAAUAGCAAAGGUAACAAGAACAAAAAUGGAAAUAAAAAAAAUAAAAAAAAUGGAAACCAAAAUGUGAAAAUCAAUUCAAAUAACAUUGGAGAAGAUAAGACUGAUCAAAAGAAUGAUACUUCAAAUGGCAAAUAUUUACAUGGAAAUAUAAGUAUUACUAAUAAUAAGACAUUAAAACAUAAUACCUCGUCAAAUAAAUCUUCUAUUGUAAAUCCAGGAUCAAAGAAAAGUGGAACCAAUAUAGCCAAUUUAAUUAUUUCUGAUAAAUAUUCUACUGUUAGUGCUGCUUCUACUACGAAUACCAAUAACAAUCAGAGGAGUGCAUCAGAUCAUAGUAAUGAAAAUUUUGAAAAAAAUAGCUGCACAUGUACUGAAUCAAAUUCGAUUUUAUUCCAAGAUAGAGAUAUAAAAUAUGAUGAAAAAAGUGAACGGAUCACAAUUUGUGAUAACGAUAGCAAUAUGGCAACUGUUAUAGAUGAAAAUAAGAGUAAUGAUAUAGUAAAUCUAAACAAUACUAUUAACUUAUUUAAAAAUAAUAUAUACAAUGCUUUUAAUGAUACAUUUAGUGAGAAAACAGCUGAGUCCAUUUAUUUUUCUAAAAAUGUGCCAAACAAUGAUAUGGACAUAAUAAUUGAAAAUACAGAUAAUUUAAAAAAGAAAAAGAAAAAAAAGAUACAAAAUAAUAAUAUAAUAGAUAGUAAUAAUAAUAUGAACACAUUCUUAUCUCACACACAAAUUCCUAUAUUUGAUGCAGAAAGGGAAAAAACAUCAGGAAUAAACCAAAUUAGCCAUAGUAUGUUACAAAAUAAAUUCGGGUUAAAUGAUGAAAAAGAAAAUCAUUCAAUGACAAGUAGCACUUAUACCAGUACAUCAAUUAACGAUGGUAGUAUAACUCAAUUACAUAAUGGCAUGAAAAUUCCUCUAGUUAAAACAUAUGAUAUAAAUAAAACUGUGGAUAAUAGUACUGCAAAUAAUUAUGGUUUAAAUAUAAACAUAGGUAAUAAUACAUUAAAUACUACAAAUCAAAGUAUCGAAAUUAAUGGAAAUGUCUCGACCCGAUUUUCUCAAAACAAUUCUUUAAACCAACAUAAAGAAACUAAUACAAAUUAUAAUCGUUAUAAUAAUGAAAAAAAUGUAAAAGAAAAUUAUAAUUCUAUGAAUUUAAGGAAGGGAGGAAAUAAUAAUAUGUCUGUAGAAAGGCCAGUGAUAUUAAACAAUUCUCAAAUGUUGCAAGCAUUUAUGCAAGGAAGAUUAUGCUUAAGUUGUGAUUCACUAGAUCAUCCAAUGCCUUUAUGCCCUAAUAAUUCUUUUGUUUGUCCUAAUUGCCAUAAUAUUUCUCAUCGAGGAAAUGAUUGCCCAAUGAAGUGUCGAUUUUGUUUAAAAUAUCAUAAUGGCAUAUCAAUUAUGGAUUGUUUAAAAAAGGCAAGAAUACAAAAUGAAAAAAAGUUAUUAAAUAAGGGAAAAAAUGACAAUAAUAAUAGUACUGAAAAUAAUAACAAAAUGGGAAAUAAUAAUAAAAAUAAAAAUGAAAAAACAAAUAUUGGACCAAGAUUUGAUAUAACUACCCGACCUGACAAUUCUUAUGGUAGAAGCGUAUAUGUAUCAAAUUUAAGUGACGAAAUAACAAAUGCACAACUAAGAGAUGCAAUUAAUAAUCAACUAGAUAAUGGGUUUGUAGUUAAUAUAGAUAGGCAAAAUGGAUAUGCAUUUGUUGAGCUAUCUAAUUUAAACUCUACUUUCCAAUUAGUACAAAGAUCUAUUAAUAUUAAUUAUAAAAAAUUAAAAAUCCAAUUUAAAAAAACAGGGCAAUUCUUAAUACCAGAUAAUCUAUCUUUUAAUUCUAAUAAUGUAUCACCGCAUUUUAAUAUAAACAAUAAUGACAACACUCAAAAUAAAUUGAACAAAACUGGCUCAAAUGCUCAUGCAUCUAAUAAAAAUUCCUCUACUUCAACGAAUAGCGCAUCUAAUUUAGGUACUGUACAAAACAACUUCAUUUCGAAUCACAUUCAUUUUGAUUUUAGCACUCAACUAAAGGACUCUAAUAUGAAACAAAAUACAAAUAUUGUAAAUAAUAUAUCUCAAAACGAUACGAAUAAUAUAACUGUAAAUACUAAUUCCAACAACAUUAUAAAUAAUGGGCACAAUAACUAUAUUUUACAUAUGGACAACAUGGAAGGAGAAAAUGGAGGUUCUGGUAAAUUUUAUUAUGAGACACAAAGAAAAUCACAAUUACAGCAUUUUAAUCAAGCAAGUAACUUGAAAAAAUAUAAGCAAAAAGGUAUCAAUAAUUUAUAUAAUAAUAUUAAUUGCAAUUGUAGUGAGAAUAUCAUAGAUGCACAUUUCAGUUCUAAGGUUCUUGAAAAUCUAAAGAAAACUGCCCAAUUAAACGAAAGAAAUGAAGGAGGAAAUAAUUUGUUGUGUAAAAAUUCUAAUCAAAAUAUAAAAUUUGAAAAUAUAGGGAUCAACAAUUAUUGUAAUAAAAAUGGGAAUAUUGAUAAUUGUUCGAAUUACCAAAUAAAAGAUUUAUUAAGUUAUUAUAAUAUGAACAAAAAUAAUGGAAGGUCAGAUAAUUUGAUAAAGCAAAAUGAUUUCUAUGAUUUUAUGUCUUUUGAAGAUGAAAAUAUAUUAAAUGAUUAUUUAAAAAAGAAAAAUACAAAUUUGAAUAAUAAUAUAUCUCCUAUGGAUAUACCAAAUAUGGAAGAGCGAAAUAGUUCCAUUUUUAAUGAUGAUAUGUUUUUAAAAUUUAUAAAUCAUAUUACAAAUGAUCAAAACAAAUUAAAUAAUACUAUAAUAAAUGAAAGAACCAAAGCAACAAAUUCUACUAUUAAUAAUAACUCGGAUAGUUUAUUAAACUCCCAUUUAUUUAAUAAUAGAUCGUUACUAUUAAAGGAAAACAAUAAUUAUUAUAAUAACACUACAGAAGAUAACAAUGUUCGAGAUUUAAGUAGCAAUAUAUAUUUGAAAAAUGAUAAUAAUUUAACAGAAUGUAAUUCAUCUACAGAUCAUAAUAUGAUUCAAAAAUAUAUUCAUGAGAAUAAUAAGUUAAUGGACUCUUCAACAACUUUAGACAUUAAAUCAAUUAUUGAUAAUGCAAUUGAAAUUAAUCAUGGUACAACAGGAUCGGAUGAAAUGAAUUUUACAAGUACUAUCAAGAGUAAUAGUGUUAGUAGUAACAAUAGUGGAUGUAGUUAUAGCAAUGGCAUACAUAAAGAUGAUAGUAGAGAAUAUUUUGCUGAUGAGAAUUCUUACAAUAUGAGCGAUAUAUGCUCUAAUAAUGAUCAUAAUAGUUUGACAAAAAAUAAUAGACAUUCUGCCUAUAUCAAUAAUAAUAAUAUACAAAACUUUAAGAAGGAAGUCGACGAGGAUAAACUAUUUAACCACACAAAUUUUUCUUUUCAUACUUCAGAUCAAGAUAAAAAAUGCAAUGAUGAAAAUGAAAUAAAUCAAUUUUUUUGGAAAGAAUGCAAUAAUAGUAAUUGUGACAAUGGCAAUAAUGAUGAUGAUAUAUUAAGUCAGGGACAAACUGGAUACAAAAAUAUAUGUAACGAUAUGCUUUAUAAAUCUAAUACCAUAUAUGAUAUAUAUAAAAAUUUUAAUUCUAUCAAGGAUAACAGUCCUAGUAUUGAUAAUUGCAACCAACAUACAUGCGAAGGGGACUACAGCUUUAGUAACGGUGCUGAAAACUCAUCAUCAAAUAAUUUUGAUAAUGUUAAUUAUGAUUUUAAAACCCCCAAUAAUGAUAUAUUAUUCAAUAAUAUAAAUAAUGAAAAAACGAAAGAUAUGCAUAAACUAACUAGUGAUGCAAUAAACUAUGGGCAACAGGAACAACUUAAUUUUACAGAUAUUGAUAUUAAUAAAUUUAAAAAUAUUUUUAAUAACCAAAAUAUGGAAAUGUUAAAUAAUAAUUCAUAUAUGAAAAAUAUGAAAUAUAAAGAAAUUGACGCAAUUGAGAAAGAUCUCGAAAGCCAUAUUAAAGUAUUAUGGAACUUAAGAAAAAUAAAGCUAGGUGAAUCCUACAGUAAUACAAAAUGA
This is a messenger RNA of Plasmodium vinckei vinckei, 5181 nucleotides long. Its product is annotated as RNA-binding protein, putative. Lineage: Eukaryota; Apicomplexa; Aconoidasida; Haemosporida; Plasmodiidae. Bases 1 to 5181 code for a protein of 1726 amino acids. The transcript has a single exon. Gene Ontology annotation, molecular function: RNA binding. The record is from RefSeq and is a predicted model, not a curated record.